GAGCUAUCAGGACCUAGGCACCCCAGGCCCUUUAUAUCCUGCCAUCCAGACUGAGAGGGGUACCUGCGGAUCUUUAGGACCACUCAACAUUUGUAAUAUUUUCUUGCUGGUACAUCCUCUAUACCAUCUAUUCUCUUAUUAUCCAGGAAUCUCUUGGGUACCCAAUGCCUGUCGCUCUGCCUUCCCACAACUCAGACCCUGCCAUGCAGCGGGUGCUUCACGGUCUCUCAGACCUCCCUGCCUCUUCGGAUCUAGAUCUAAUUUUUCUCCAAGGAAUCAUGGAGAGUCCAAAGGCUCAUGAAUGCAUGGAGGAGAUCCGUUUGGAAGCCGUGAGGGAAAAUAAUCUGCAGCUGGUACAGGAGAUUCUACAAGACAUGGCAGGAGUACGAGACCCAAGUGGUGUAGCAGCUGAGCUUCAGGGAAUCCUUCAGGAACCACACUUUCAGUCCCUCUUACAGACGCAUGAUUCUGUUGCUUCGAAGAAUUAUGAGACACCUCCUCCUAGCCCAAUGCUGGACCCCACCCUAAGUAAUCAGCCAGUGCCACCUGAUGCAGUGCGCAUGGUGGGAAUAAGAAAGAGCGCCGGGGAGCACCUGGGUGUGACAUUCCGUGUAGAGGGAGGAGAGCUUGUUAUUGCCCGCAUUCUGCACGGUGGGGUAAUUGAUCAACAGGGCCUCCUGCACGUAGGGGAUGUGAUCCGGGAAGUGAAUGGGAGAGAAGUGGGCAGCGACCCACAGGCCUUGCAAGAGAUGCUCCGAGAGGCCAGCGGCAGCGUGGUGCUGAAAAUACUACCCAGCUAUCAGGAGCAGCAUCCUCUGCGGCAGGUGUUUGUUAAGUGUCACUUUAGUUAUGAUCCUUCCAGUGACAGUCUGAUCCCAUGUAAAGAGGCUGGCUUGCCUUUCAAAGCUGGGGACCUUCUACAGAUUGUUAAUCAAGAGGAUCCCAACUGGUGGCAGGCCUGUCUGGUAAAAGGUGGCACUGCAGGUUUGAUCCCCAGUCAACUACUGGAGGAGAAGAGGAAAGCAUUUGUAAAACGGGAUGGAGAGUUCACUCCUAACUCCAGUGCUUUAUGUGGAAGUAUUGGUGGAAAGAAAAAGAAGAGGAUUAUGUAUGUAACAACAAAAAAUGCAGAGUUUGACCGUCAUGAGCUACUGAUAUAUGAGGAGGUUGCACGUAUGCCCCCUUUCCGCAGAAAGACUCUCAUCUUAAUUGGUGCACAGGGUGUGGGGAGAAGGAGCUUGAAGAACAAACUGCUGACUUCUGACCCUUCAAGAUAUGGCACCACAAUCCCAUAUACAUCUCGUAAGAGAAAAGAAGGUGAAUGGGAUGGCCAAUCAUAUUCCUUUGUAACCCGGGCAGAGAUGGAGCAGGACAUCAAGGCUGGUCGAUAUUUGGAACAUGGGGAGUAUGAGGGGAACCUCUAUGGCACUAAAAUCAGUUCGAUCCAGGAGGUUGUGGCAUCAGGAAAAAUGUGUGUUCUGGAUGUCAACCCUCAGGCAGUGAAAGUUCUGAGGACGGCAGAAUUCGUACCCUAUGUUGUAUUUGUUGGGGCUCCUGACUUCCAGACCCUAAAAUCCAACAAUCUGUCAGCAGUGGAAGUUGGCAUUACAAACAAGCAGCUGACGGAUGCUGAGCUUCUGCGCAUUGUAGAAGAGAGUGAGCGUCUCCAGCAAGCUUACGGCCAUUACUUUGACCUUACUUUGGUCAACUAUGAUCUGGAUCAGACAUUCCAGGAACUGCAGGUGGCAUUGGAGAAACUCAACUCAGAGCCACAGUGGGUUCCAGUCAGCUGGGUCUAUUGAACCUCAAAGUUCUCAUAUUCUCAGUUUAACAUAUUCAGAGUCACAGAAAGGGCAUAUAUAUUAUAUAUUGUUCCUUUACCUACUGAUUCACAUUUGAACAAAGAUUUUACAUUUUGGUUUAUUCUCCCUUCUCUAAGCUAUAAAGAGACAAAGUUUUGACUGAAGCUGUAGAACUACAAAUCCCAGGUAACGGAAAGGAGUAUGGGAUUUGUCAUAUAUAUCUAUGUUUAAUCAUGACCACCUUCAUAUUCAUAUACAUAGAAAUGACAAAUCCAAACAAGUAAGAGCUUGGCAUCUCUUUGGAUGGCAGGGAAUCUGAAAAAAAUCUGUUAUUUUACCCAUUAAAGCAAUCAAUACUGGCUCAAGAACAUGCAUUUACAGUGUUCAUGGGGGUGGAUUUGCUUUUCUGCUGCAGAUGAAGGCAGAUUUUUAAUGCUUCCCCCUCACUUACCAACAUUCAGACUAGGCAAGGAGGCAGGGCUUCAUUUCCAGUUAAAGGUGAACCAUUGCUAGCAGAAAAGUAAAUGUCACUAGUGAUGGGCAAAAUGUUUCACCAGGCAUGGAUUCGCGGCGAAUUUCCGCGCUUCACCAUUGGCGGAUUGUUUCGCGAAAUGGAUGAAAAAAUUUGCCACGGAAAAAUUUGCUGCACGUCCAAAAAUUGUCGCCUGCGUCAAAAUAAUAGUCACGGGCAUCAAAAUAAUAGCCACGGGCGACAAAAUAAUAACCGUGCGACAAAAUAAUAGCCGCGGGCGACAAAAUAAUAGCCGCGCGAGGAAAGAAUAGCCGCUGGCAACAAAAGAAUAGCCGUUGGCGACAAAAUAAUAGCCGUGCGACAAAAUAAUAGCCGCGUGAGGAAAGAAUUGCCGCAUGCGACAAAAGAAUAGCCGCGGGCGACAAAAUAAUAGCUGCGCGACAAAAUAAUAGCUGCGAGAGGAAAGAAUUGCCGCGGUCUACAAUUUUUUUUGACGUGCAAAUUUUCCUCCGUUUCGCGAAUCUUUUGAAAGAUUCGCAAAUUUUUCGGCGAAGCGAAACGGGACAGAUUCGCUCAUCACUAAAUGUCACCCAAAUCAAGGUCCUCAAUUUGCCUCAUGGCAAAAACUCCUCUGAAUCUGUACUACAUCACAGAGGCAGAUAGGUAAUUUGUAAUCAUUUAUUUCAUGUAUUGAACUAAUGAACUAGUAGGAAAUACACAAAGGACACAAUUUUGCAACAAACCAAAAUAUUCUUGAUGACCAUAACUAAGACACCAUGCACAAAUGUAAAUAUUACUGUUUUUUCAAGGAUGCAAGUUCUGUUGAAUAACAGUAUAUAUAUAUAUAUAUAUAGCCCUUGUGUUUAGCCUUAUACUGUAUAACCCAAAAGCUUCUAAGGUUGCUGGUUUAUGGGCAGAUAUUAGCAGUUUAUUGGAUCAUGUGCAGAAGCAGAAUCUUCAUGCUUCCAAUCUAUAUCAACUGGGGCUGGCGGGAAAUUUCCAUUGGCCAUAGAUCACAUUAGCCAUGUGUGAUGUGUGACUGGUGGUAUUUCUCAGGGCAGAGGCAAAAAACAUCAGACCAGCCAUAUUGGGCCCAGCCCAUUGAAUGAAUGGACUUGUUGAGGGUGAUCUUAUAGAACAUUGUAUUUAUAAUUUGCUUAAAGCAUAAAGCAUACUUGGUUAAUUUAUUGUUUAGAGUGAAACACAAUGUUGGAAGUGAAGUAAUGUUUACAUCCUAGAUACAAUUUGUUAUGUAUAAUAUGUGUACUGUGAUAUUAAACGAACACAGGUAAAUAAUGUGGAUUCCGUUUAGAUAAGGAUGCUGCACACUGGAGAAAUGUUAGAGUUAUGUAUGACUAUAUGGUUCUAUAUAGAUACGAGGUAAUAUUUUGCCAUGUAUAGUAACCCAUUACAAUCAAUCAGUAGUUAGCAUUUACUCUAUAGUAUGGCCAAAAGUGUAUUAAUAUAAAGGUGCAAUUCCACACAAGGUUGGAAUGCUUUACCUGUGAAUAACCUUUCCAUAGGUAGGGUUUGAGACAGUGAAGUGACCACCUGCCGUAGGACACGUGGUAUAUCAAUAGAACGGGAGACACUGUAGCACACAAAACAAGUAAAGUUAGUGCUUAAAAGGUGUUUUAAUGGUUCCAUAUGUAGAUUUACACAAGACUUGUGUAUGGAACCAUUUAAGCAAUAACUUCAUGUGUUUGGUGUGCUACAGUGUCUCCUGUUCUAUCAAUAUGAAGAUGGCCCUUCCUUUGUUGCUAUUAAAACCUUUACUCUUCUGGGAAGGUUCCCACCAGAUAUUGAAAUAUUGUUGGUGGAAUUUGCUUCCAUUUAGCUUCAUCACAGCAACUAAUGUUGGGUGCUAAUGUGGGGGAUUAGACCUAACUCAGCCAAUUCAUCCCUUGUGUUGGGUUGAGGUUAGGGGUCCCUGUAGGCCAGUCACAGUCCACUCCCAUCUCAGCAAACCCAUUGUUUAUGGACCUGGCUUUCUGGACAUGGGUAUUAUUGUGCUGGAAAAGGAAUUAAUAUUUCCCCAAACUGUUUCCACAAGGUUGGGAUCAUUGCACCCCGUAGCCUUAAGAUUUGCUUUCAGUGCAAUGGAGGACCCUUUACAAAACCAUAGAACACAGCCCUAUACCAUUAUUCCUUCUCCAGCAAACUUUACUGUUGGCCUUAUGCAUUGAAACAGGUAGAGUUCUCCUGGCAUCUGUCAAACCCAGACUUUUUUGUCAGACUAUAUUUGGUCCUUGAGCUGACAUUCCUUCUGGAGACAGUUUGAAAGUCAACAGUAAUUUUUCCAAUGGAGGACAUGGAUUUUUUUUAGAUUUAGGGGCAGUUUUAUCAAAAUGUGAGAUUACAGCUCACCACAGAAAAAUUCACCCACUUUCUAUUCAUUUAUAUAGAAGUUUUAGAAGUGUGUUUAUCAAACUGUGAAGUCUAACUUUCACUCAUUGCUUAAUAUGUUUCUAAAAUCCCAUAAGAAUAAAUAGGGAGUGGGUUAAUUUUUAAGGGGUAAACUCUAAUCUCAUAUUUUGAUAAAUCUGCCCCUUAAUGUCCAAAUACUUUAGACAUUAGCAGGCCUUACAUCUGUUACUAUAUAACCACCUUCAGUACACUAAUUGAUCAAUUAAGUUUCUAUUAUCUGUAUCUGUUCUAUUAUCUGUUUGUUUAGCCACUUUGAAAACCUCAAGGUAUAUUUUAGUCUAUCAAAUAUCCCUGCCAUUGAUCUUAAGAACAAUCUACCUGUGACCACAUCUACAGUACUGACUAUUAGCUGAAUAAGAAAACUGAGUGUUCCAGUGUAUUUGUGUGAAUAUUUUAGAUUUUAUAUUUUUGACUGAUAUAUUUAAAGAGAUAAAGUAUACUCAAUUUAUUUGUAGACAGUACUGUAUUGUUUCUGUAGAAAUGUGAGGUUUGUAGUGUGAAUACUUUACUAUAGGCUUUUGAGGCCUAAGGUCAGAAAACCCAGUUUGGUUUUCUAUUCACAGCAUAACACUGCCAGAUAUUUGUGAUAUAUUAUACAUUGACCCGAUAAUUCCCAGAAUGUAAUUAGCAUUUUCUCCUUGUAGCAUUUUGUGUUGUAAAUUUCAGAUUUCAAUAAAAAGUUAUAUAUCUCUAUAUAUGAAAUGA
This is a messenger RNA of Xenopus tropicalis (tropical clawed frog), 5406 nucleotides long. It is a transcript of the gene mpp2, whose product is annotated as MAGUK p55 scaffold protein 2. The record is from RefSeq and is marked provisional. Lineage: Eukaryota; Metazoa; Chordata; Amphibia; Anura; Pipidae. Gene Ontology annotation, molecular function: kinase activity; nucleotide binding; ATP binding. Gene Ontology annotation, cellular component: membrane.